Haemonchus placei is the source of this 237-nucleotide messenger RNA. Lineage: Eukaryota; Metazoa; Nematoda; Chromadorea; Rhabditida; Trichostrongylidae. The record is from the annotation of a GenBank genome assembly.
AUGGCGUCGACUGUCCGCACAGUGGAAGGCGCCAGUAGACUGCGCAUUGAGCUACUGGCAGCGACGGAUGGUGUCGUGGAAAGCGAUGUGGACUUCGAGUUGGGACGAUUAGUCUGGGUUGAUGGUUCGGAUCCUCGAGGCGUUGCUGCUUUUGCAUUUUAUGCUGCCUCCUCCAGAUUGGUUCCAUGUGUAUGUCCGCGAGUGCGAGCGGGUUCUUACAGUAAAAAAGGGCAUUGA